GAGAGCCCAUUUUUGAAAAAAAGGAUAGGAAAGAAUAGUUAGAAUUGAACAGAAAAAUGUUAAAUUAACUUGACAAAAUUUCCAUCAGACUUAUUGGAUAAUCUUGAAAAAGAUUUAUUAAUGAAAAUGUUAUCUGAAAAUCCAGCAUUUCAAUGGUCAGCAAAUAAUCUAUUGUAACUUAAGUUUUUGUAUCUGAAGAUUCUUUAGAAAGUGAAGUAGAAUUCUAUAAAUUAAAUAAGAUAUCAAUUUAUGAAUUUGAUAAAAUAUUGGUCUUUAGAAAUAAAAAAUGGUAACUCUCUUUAAGAAUCCAUUUAUUUAAUUUGGUAAAAAUAUUAGUACAGUUAGAGAUAAAACUUAAACAAUUUCUUUCAGGUAAAGAAAUUGUACUUUAGUAAUGUAAAGUCAUUUAAGAUUUGACAAAUCAUCAUAAGAAUAAUUAAAUACUGAAUAAGUAAAUGGAAUGGGAUCUUUUAAUUUAUACAAAGAUGAAAUAAAUUAAACUAAUCUUUGAAAAUUAUUUAUUUACUCUUUAACAAAGAUUUUAUUGA
Molecule: messenger RNA, 548 nt
Organism: Paramecium sonneborni
Lineage: Eukaryota; Ciliophora; Oligohymenophorea; Peniculida; Parameciidae
Source: the annotation of a GenBank genome assembly